Anopheles aquasalis is the source of this 1593-nucleotide messenger RNA. RefSeq names its product fatty acyl-CoA reductase wat-like. The record is from RefSeq and is a predicted model, not a curated record. NCBI's taxonomy places the organism in Eukaryota, Metazoa, Arthropoda, Insecta, Diptera, Culicidae. Gene Ontology annotation, cellular component: peroxisome. Gene Ontology annotation, biological process: long-chain fatty-acyl-CoA metabolic process. Gene Ontology annotation, molecular function: alcohol-forming very long-chain fatty acyl-CoA reductase (NADP+) activity.
AUGGCAUCGCACAGUCCUCAGAAUCGGGUGCUGAACUUUUACCGAAACUCCACCAUCCUGCUCACCGGUGGAACCGGAUUCCUCGGGAAGGUUCUGCUCGAGAAGAUCCUCCGCUGCCUGGACGUACGGAAGGUGUUUCUGCUCAUCCGCACGAAAGAUAAUCUGAAACCAGCGGAACGACUCGACCGACUACUGCAGGAUGCGAUUUUUGACAGAUUGAGGGACCCAAACUCGGACCACUCGCCACGGUUACGGGAGCGCCUGGAAGCGGUCGAGUUCUGUCUCGGCGGCGAUAGCGAGGGCCUCGGAAUAGAACAGGACACCGAGGAGCGGUUACUGCGUGAGACGGACAUCGUGUUCAAUGUGUUGGCUUCGGUAAAGUUCAACGAAAGUAUCCGGAAUGCCAUCGCGACCAAUGUCGGUGGUACGCGGAAGGUAUUACUGCUGGCCAAGCGAAUGGUCCGGUUAAAGUCCGUGGUGCACGUAUCGACCCUGUACUCGAACUGUGAUCGAGCGACGAUUGAGGAGCGUGUGUACCGGGAUGUCCCGUUCGGUCCCAGUGCCGUACUGGAGCUGUCCAGGGUACUGUCCGAGGGUGAGAUGAGCUGUCUGCAGCACUGUCUGGUCGGACGGCUCCCAAACACCUACACCUUCAGCAAGCGCUGUGCCGAGGCGCUUAUCGCGGAAGAGUUCUCCGAACUGCCCGUCGGAAUCUUCCGGCCACCGAUUGUGCUAUCGACGUACCGGGAACCGUUGGCCGGUUGGACGGACAAUCUGAAUGGACCGUCCGGGUUGUGUUUGUGGACGGUGAAGGGAGUCAUUCGCGUGAUCCACGGUGAUGCAGCGAAGCGGGCUAACCUCGUACCGGUCGACUGCUGCGUGAAUGCGAUGUUGGUGGCCGGUUAUGACGUGGCGGAACGAGCCUCGGGCGAGUCGAUGGACGAGUCCUGCGAACCGGUGCACCUGGCGGUCCCGGUUGUGUUCAAUUAUGUGUACGCCGAACCGAACCUUACCUGGGGUCGUUACAUGGACGCUGUGUCGCUCGGUUUUGACGGAUUGCUACACCGGUUAUGGUGGCCCCACUCGUACGGAAUCGUGGCGAACAGGACGCUGUAUCGGUUGGCCGCUUUAUGCUGCCACACGCUGCCAGCCCAUUUACUCGACCUUGUGCGCCGUGUCUGCGGUCGCCGGCCAGUCUUCGCCAAGAUGAUGUCCAAGACGGGCCGGUUCCUGGAAAUGAUGUCCUACUUCGGACUCCGCGAGUGGCACACUGCCAAUGACAAUGUGGUGCGCCUCCGGUCACUGCUCAGCCCGGACGAGGCGUCGGUCCUCGAGUUCGAUCUAGCAACGGUCGACUGGGACGAGUACUUUCGGCACUACAUUCCCGGUCUGCAGCGGUACGUGGUCGGGGGGAAGGCCGGUGACAAAUCGAAAACCAUGCCACGCUGGAGCAAAGGAUCCUGGAAUCGAAGGAUACACUUCUGGUGCCGGUUGCUAUACAAGGCCUGCUGGAUUUACGUUUGCUUGCGGUUCGCCACACGCCUCUGCCGAACUUAUCUGCUUCGCCAUUUGUUUUCAAUAUUGAUUUGCUAG